Homalodisca vitripennis (glassy-winged sharpshooter) is the source of this 2037-nucleotide messenger RNA. It is a transcript of the gene Hacl, whose product is annotated as 2-hydroxyacyl-CoA lyase 1. The record is from RefSeq and is a predicted model, not a curated record. Gene Ontology annotation, cellular component: peroxisome. Lineage: Eukaryota; Metazoa; Arthropoda; Insecta; Hemiptera; Cicadellidae. Gene Ontology annotation, biological process: fatty acid alpha-oxidation. Gene Ontology annotation, molecular function: magnesium ion binding; thiamine pyrophosphate binding; catalytic activity. The transcript is spliced from 12 exons. Bases 194 to 1912 code for a protein of 572 amino acids.
GGUGGGGGAAUCUGAUUACAACAACAAAAACAGAGAGAUGAUAUGCCUGUAGUAAACAGUUGUACAAAACUGAAAAUUAAUAGGAUAACUAGAAUUAGAUCUUAAAUCAUUUACAAACAAUAAUUUGCCUGUUGAUUUUGAAGUACGGUAAACGUAAAGUCUGUGCAAUUUAGUUAGACCAAGUUUAGACAAAAUGAGUGAUUCAAACGAUGAGAUUGAUGGUAAUCAGAUUUUGGCCGAGUCAUUAAAAUCACAGGGUGUAGAAUAUGUGUUUGGAAUUGUGGGUAUUCCAGUAAUUGAGCUGAGUAUGGCAAUGCAGCAGGCAGGACUGCAUUAUGUCGGAAUGCGCAAUGAACAGGCAGCUUGCUACGCGGCGCAAGCCAUUGGUUAUUUGACAUCUAAGCCAGCUGUUUGUCUGGUGGUGUCUGGACCAGGUCUGCUUCACGUCUAUGGUGGAAUGGCUAAUGCCAAGGUUAACUGUUGGCCAUUGUUGGUGAUAGGAGGGUCCUGCCCAGAGGAUCAUGAGGGUCUGGGAGGGUUCCAGGAGUGUCGACAGGUGCAACUCAGUCAACCAUAUUGCAAGUACAGUGCUCGACCGCCCACGGUCCAGCUGAUACCCCAACAUGUGGAGCAGGCAGUCCGUGCUUCCACGUAUGGCAGGCCAGGUGCUUGCUACUUGGAUUUCCCUGCUAACCUACUGACGGCCAGAAUCGAGCGGGGAAGUGUCUCCAACCCUCACCCUUGCCCUCCACCCCCAGUACUGUGGCCUGCCCCUCAUCUCAUCAAACAAGCGGUUGCUGCCAUCAGAAAGUCAGCUAGACCACUUGUCAUUGUUGGAAAAGGAGCUGCCUAUUCCCGGAGCGAAGCUGCGGUCAGGAGACUGGUGGGGAGUACAAGGAUACCUGUACUGGCCACACCUAUGGGGAAGGGGGUCGUGUCUGACAGCAGUCCACACAGCGUAGCCUCGGCCCGCACACUGGCGCUGCAGCAUGCUGACACCAUCGUAUUGCUGGGAGCUAGGCUCAAUUGGAUGUUACACUUCGGACGCCCACCUAGGUUCAACAAAGAUGUGUUUGUGAUACAGGUGGACCUGUGUGCCGAGGAACUUAACAACAGUGUAACUGCCGGGGUGGCGAUACAGGCAGACGUGGGGGUGGUAGCAACACAGCUCUGUGAUCAGUUGGUAGAAGCUGCAUGGAGCUGCGACAAGGGUGGCAUCUGGUGGAGUGAAUUGAUCAACAAGUGUAGAUCUAAUCAGGAAACAGUUGAGAAAAUGGCCAAAGAUAUCAGUGUGCCCUUGAACUAUUAUACAGUUUUUCACCACAUUCAGCAAAUCAUUCCUAAAGACUGUAUGAUUGUGAGCGAAGGAGCCAACACGAUGGACAUAGGCCGCUCUGUUCUGCUGAAUGAGCUGCCUAGGCAUCGACUUGAUGCAGGGACGUUUGGUACAAUGGGUGUUGGGCCAGGGUUUGCCAUCGCAGCAGCUCUCUGGUGCCAGUAUUACCAGCCUGAUAAGCGAGUUCUGUGCGUCGAGGGUGAUUCUGCCUUCGGCUUCUCUGGCAUGGAGGUCGAGACCAUGUUCAGGUAUAAGCUACCGAUAACAAUAGUAGUAGUGAAUAACAAUGGAAUAUACAGUGGACUAGACAGCGAGACUUGGAAAGAAUUGCAACAAAUGCCAGAGACUGCAAAAGUGUUACCUCCCACAUCCCUCAGUGCCAGUGUCCGUUAUGACAAGAUGGUGGAGAUGUUCGGAGGCCAAGGUUACUUCUGUCAAACUAUUCCGGAGCUACAGUCUGCGCUCAGGAGUGCCCUAACUGUAAGAGAUCAACCGACAAUAAUCAAUGUCAUGAUAAAUCCCAGUGCUGAUCGUAAACCUCAAAACUUCAACUGGCUCACUACAUCAAAGCUUUAGAUCAUUCCAGGUGCAUACCCAUCACUUCCAUGUUAAUUAUUGUUAUGUAUAUCAUUAUGUUUGUUGUGGUUUUAUAUAAUUUUAUUGUUAUUUUCAUAUUAAAAGGUGCUAGUAUGUCUAUUGUA